AUAUCCACCCAGGGGGAUGUUCUGUGGAUUUCCUAUUUUACUUUGACAAACUAGGUCACAGAACAUACCCCCUACCCCAGUACAUCAGGGGGGAUAUUUUGUGAACUAGGUUAAGUGCUUGUUUUUAGCGAAAAAUGCGGGUAACUCGGAGCCUAUUAUCAGACAAGAAUCGGCGAUAUUUGUCCCAACUUGCCAAGUCCAGCCCCAAAUGGCAAAGCGUGGUGGGGCUGGAAGUGCACGCCCAAAUAGCAUCCGAAAGCAAACUCUUUUCGGGGGCGGCCAACAAGUUCAGCAGCCCCAUCAACAGCAACGUGAGCCUCUUCGAUGCCGCCACCCCCGGCACUUUGCCGGUGUUGAACCAAAGAUGCGUGGAAGCGGGCGUCCUAACGGCCCUGUCGCUGAACUGCCGCGUGAACCCCGUUUCCUACUUUGACCGGAAGCACUACUUCUACGCAGACAUGCCUUCCGGCUAUCAAAUUACCCAGCAACGGGCUCCGCUGGCCGAGAAUGGCCACUUGGAGUUUCACGUAUUCACCCCAGGGGUGCACAAGAGCCCCUACAAGGCCCACGCGAAACUAAAGCAGCUGCAGCUCGAGCAGGACAGCGGGAAAAGCCUGCACGAUUUUGACAGAAGUCUGGUGGAUCUGAACCGAGCGGGGGCCCCCUUGAUGGAGCUGGUGUUUGAGCCCGAUCUGGCCGAUGGGGAGGAGGCGGCCGCUCUGAUCAAGGAGCUGGUGAACAUUCUGCAGCGAAUCCAGACCUGCUCAUGCAAGAUGGAAGAGGGUGCGUUUCGAGUGGACGCAAAUGUUUCCGUCCGGCGGCCAGGCGAUCCAUUGGGAACCCGGACGGAAAUCAAAAAUAUCGGGUCUGUGAGAGGCGUGGCCGGUGCCAUCAAGUACGAAAUCCAGCGACAAAUCAAGGUGCUGGAAGCAAAUGGUACUGUUGUGAACGAAACGCGCUCGUGGAACCCGGAGAAGAAGGAAACAAUUGCCAUGCGGGACAAAGAGAUUCAGCAAGACUACCGAUACAUGCCAGAGCCCAAUUUGCCGCCAUUGCAUAUCGUCAUGGGCCCCAUUCGGGGCGGCGGCGUGAACGCUGAUGAGAUAAAAGAGCGCAUCCCGGAACUGCCCGAGCAAACCAGACAGCGACUGGAACAGACGUUCGGGAUAAGACAGGAACAUUGCAUUAUUCUAGUGAAUGACGCUGGGCUCCUGCGGUUGUUCGAAGCCGCACAAAUAGGCAGGGAGCUGAGCGCUCAGAAGCUGGCAAAUUUCCUCAUCAAUGAGCUGUACAAGACGUUGCAUGAAAUGGACUUGGAAGCUUCCGAUGUGAAAUUCAACCCCGAUUAUUUGGGUGAAAUCGUCGAGUUAAUCGAAGCGGGCACCAUCAACAGGCCAGCGUCCGAAAUGGUGUUGAGACAGUUACUGGAAGGCAAUCCAGACCGGCCUUUGCAGAUCGUGGAAAACAACGGCUGGAAGCAGAUAACGGACGAGGAGGAGCUAAGGCUGCUGUGCCGUCAAGUGUUGCAGGAAAACGAGAAAGGCCUUAAGCAGUAUUUGGGCGGAAAGUCGAAGGUGUUCAGGGCUUUUAUGGGCGCGGUUUACCGCAAGUCGAACGAGAGAGCCGAUAUGAAGAAAUGCGACACUUUGCUGAAGGAAAUACUGGGCGAACUUAGUAAAAGGAAAGUUGAUUAAUGUUGCAAAAACUGAUUGGACGCAUUGGCCCUAAGGAUGGCUGGAAUAUAUAUAAAAACAGGGUUUGUUCGCUGACCAGCCUCCACCAUUGAAAAGAAUCUUUGUCCUUAUUUCGCCAGAAAUCAGUAAAACUACGAAGUUUCGUGUCUUGUCUUCAGGACCUAAUAAAGUCUGCGAGUCGA
Dendroctonus ponderosae (mountain pine beetle) is the source of this 1876-nucleotide messenger RNA. RefSeq names its product glutamyl-tRNA(Gln) amidotransferase subunit B, mitochondrial (gene GatB). Gene Ontology annotation, biological process: mitochondrial translation; glutaminyl-tRNAGln biosynthesis via transamidation. The record is from RefSeq and is a predicted model, not a curated record. Bases 135 to 1694 code for a protein of 519 amino acids. NCBI's taxonomy places the organism in Eukaryota, Metazoa, Arthropoda, Insecta, Coleoptera, Curculionidae. The transcript is spliced from 7 exons. Gene Ontology annotation, molecular function: glutaminyl-tRNA synthase (glutamine-hydrolyzing) activity.